Messenger RNA from Botrytis deweyae, 780 nucleotides. RefSeq lists its product as uncharacterized. The transcript is spliced from 4 exons. Bases 1 to 780 code for a protein of 259 amino acids. Lineage: Eukaryota; Fungi; Ascomycota; Leotiomycetes; Helotiales; Sclerotiniaceae. The record is from RefSeq and is a predicted model, not a curated record.
AUGGAUAACGUCGAUGAAAUGAAGAUUGUCGCAGGGGAUGUAGCAGGAGAGGAAAAGAGACAGAAUGGGAUGAGUCAAGUGGAUGGGAUUAAACUUCCUCGGGUGUCGAUUCAGUUUUGUACGCAGUGUAAAUGGAUGUUGAGGGCGGCUUAUUUUGCACAAGAACUCCUCUCAACCUUCGGAACAGAUAUCGGUGAAGUCGCUCUUCAACCUAGUACCGGUGGUACAUUUAUUGUCGAAUUAUUUACAGAUGCAAACGCGAAUAAGACUGCUACUAGUAAUGUAGAAAGAGAAGCUGAAAAGAACGUGGAUGAAGUAAAGGAAGUUAAGGUAUUGAAACAUACGCUUUGGGAUCGGAAGAAUGAGGGCGGAUUUCCUGAAACGAAAGAAUUGAAAAAGAGACUCAGGAAUAUCAUUGAUCCGUCAAGAGAUUUGGGUCAUGUUGAUGGAAAGAAAUCAACAACAUCAACGGCCACUCCUUCUGUCUCCAACCCAGCGCCUACCAACUCACUCCCAUCUUCAGCACAGCAAGAUUCCGCACCAACAGCGAUCAAAGCAUCUACCUCAAGCCAAGCUAACACCGUAUCUCAACCGCCAGCUGCCAGCCCCGCCACUACUUCCGAGUUGAUUGAAGCGAAGCCAAAAGAGGUAAAGGAGAAGAAGCAAGAAGAAGAGAAAGUAACUUUAAAUGAGAGAGGUAAAAUUGUAAUUACGGGGUUGGAAGGAGAGGGCGGAUUUGGGGUAUGUAGACCUGGAGAUGAGGAGUGUGGUGGAUUUUAA